AUGCAAGUAUCAUUCUGGUCUUUCAUCAAGGCCCAGUGGGCGCAAGUACCGCCGGUGGAGAACCAUGAUUUAACAGGGAAAACUGUAGUCGUGAUUGGGGCGAAUACAGGGAUCGGAUACGAGACGGCAAAGCACUUUGCCACGAUGAAUCCCGCGAGGUUGAUCAUGGGUUGCAGAAAUCGGGAGAAGGGAGCUGCAGCUGUAGGGAAUCUCGAAGAUAGUACAGGGUUUGACAAGGCCGAGCUUUGGCUAAUUGACCUUUGUAGCUUCAAAUCGGUCAAAUCCUUCGUGGACAAGUUGGACAAAGAAGUAGAGCGGCUUGAUAUCUUGGUUUCAAAUGCUGCUGUUAUGCCAAUGGAGUACGCAACGACCGAAAACAACUGGGAGACCUCACUGCAAGUCAACCACCUGGCCCCGGCCCUCCUCAUCCUUCUUCUGCUCCCAAAGAUGUUCCAGACGAUAGACACGUUCACCGCCGAGCCACGCGUCGUGAUUGUCUCCAGCGAAACACAUCAGAAUGGCAAAAUUCCAGAUAAGGCAUUCCAAUCUGCGUCCGCUCUUGAGGUUUUCAACAACAGGCAGUUCUUGCUGACCGUUCUCCUCACGCUGGCUUUGACGCACCAUCUCCCUUCCGAUCGCCGCACAAUAAUCGUGGAUUGCGUUAAUCCUGGUUUUUGCUAUUCUGAAAUCCGCCGUGGUAUACAUGGCGUGUUGCGUGUGGCCAUGAUGCAGUUAUUGGAGAUAUUGCUGGCCAAGACAGCCGAAGAGGGUGCGCGACAAGUGAUAUGGGGGUCGACUACUACCCCACAGGAAGGAGUCAAUUCCUUGAAGGGUGCAUAUGUGAGUUCGGCCCAAAUCACGGAGCCAAGUGACUUUGUCAUCUCAGAGAAAGGGAAACAAUUCCGCGAAAUACUGUGGAAUGAUACCGUGAGGGUAUUGUCCAAGGUGGAUCCGCGAGUACAAGCCACGGUUGAGCAGUAUAUGCGGCAGUAG
This is a messenger RNA of Pleurotus ostreatus (oyster mushroom), 993 nucleotides long. RefSeq lists its product as uncharacterized. The record is from RefSeq and is a predicted model, not a curated record. Lineage: Eukaryota; Fungi; Basidiomycota; Agaricomycetes; Agaricales; Pleurotaceae. Bases 1 to 993 code for a protein of 330 amino acids. The transcript has 5 exons.